AUGCCUUACUCGCAGGAGCAGCUGGAAAUAGACAGAGAAGAACUAGAAGAAACAAGGCGAAGAAUAAAAGAAGCGAAAGCGUACAGUUUUAAAGUAUCGUCGGCCGUAUCGCAGUUUUAUACCGACAUUCAAAGUUCAAAAAAGAAUCUGAGGAGUAUCGAAGAAACCAGCGACACAGCGCUGAAAACUUUCAACGACAGAAGUGUGCCCGAGAAUCACAAGUUCGCUCUUCACGUGGACAAGUUCCACAAAAUUUCCACCAACAAACUCAAAAUGAAUAAGCUCGGGCGGAAGAUGAAGAAAUUCAAGCGACUGCUUGAAAAUUCUUCGAAAAAGAACUCGACCAGCGAAGAUAGGAAAGUAACUGCAUCACUGGUUUCGAUGAAGCCGGGCGAGGAACGUGAUUUCAAUUUGUUUUCAUCUUUUCGAUCGAUAAUAAGAAUUAUUUUUAUCUCCUGA
This is a messenger RNA of Oikopleura dioica, 459 nucleotides long. Lineage: Eukaryota; Metazoa; Chordata; Appendicularia; Copelata; Oikopleuridae. The record is from the annotation of a GenBank genome assembly.